Corythoichthys intestinalis (scribbled pipefish) is the source of this 567-nucleotide messenger RNA. Its product is annotated as cystatin-B-like. The record is from RefSeq and is a predicted model, not a curated record. Gene Ontology annotation, cellular component: cytosol. Bases 125 to 436 code for a protein of 103 amino acids. The transcript has 3 exons. Gene Ontology annotation, molecular function: cysteine-type endopeptidase inhibitor activity. NCBI's taxonomy places the organism in Eukaryota, Metazoa, Chordata, Actinopteri, Syngnathiformes, Syngnathidae.
CGGCCCAGAGAGCAGUCAUAGUCACAUGAUAAAAGCGGUAGUAAGCGAGUGUAGUUGAAACGUAUGCGAGUCGAGAAACGAUUCAUUCCUGUUUAGAGUAUAAUUCUACUUGAUUAGCGACAAAAUGGACGACAAGAAGAUGAUGUGUGGAGGGCUUGGAGACGCUCAAAAUGCCAGCGAAGAAAUCCAGAUGAUCUGCGACGGCGUGAAAAGUCAAGCAGAGGAAAAAUCUGGCAAGAAAUACGACGUCUUCAUCGCCAAGAGGUUCAAAAAACAGGUCGUGGCUGGUACCAACUUCUUCAUAAAGGUGCACGUGGGAGGAGACGAGCACGUCCACCUUCGCGUCUUUAAAAGUCUUCCGUGUCAUAAUAAAGAACCGGAGCUGGUCGCCAUCAAGGAGCGCAUGACACACAGCGACCAAAUUGAGCACUUUUGAAGGACAAACAUUGAGAGAAGCCUCAGCUUGUCCAUCUAUACAACAAGUGCAUUAAAAAAUGUCAUGUCAUGAUCAUGAGAAAUGUACUGUUGAUCCUGACCAUUUUAGCAUGGGUUGCUGUAAUAAAAUUC